AUUAGAAUUAGGAUUUUUAUUAGAGUUAGAAUUUUGCUAUUUUUGGUAAUUACGAAUUUUGGUUGUUGUUUUAUUUUUUAUAUUAAUGGUGUAACAGCGACACAUACAGAUUAGACGUCUAUCGAUUAAAAUGUGAAUUUUUAGAAUUUAUUUCUAUUUCCUUAUUUUCCCUUGUGGAUUCAAGAAAUCUCUGUGAGGAGUCCAAAGAAGAUCCAUGGAUUUGGAGUAGUUAUCCUUGAGGAAGAUGGUGCUCGACCUCAACACGUCCUUCCCUGCGUCAAUUGGUAUCAGAGUGAGGACUCCCCUCAUACUGAUGGCAAAUAACGAAGGGCCCAAUCUGAAUGGUCUUUUGGGACGACAGUCUGGGACAACUGCUGGUUACUCGUAUUCUGCUGCGAACAAGAACAGGGCUGUGAUCUGGGAAGAGUCAACUUUGUACGAUUACUUGCUUAAUCCCAAGAAGUACAUUCCAGGGACGAAGAUGGUUUUCCCAGGUCUGAAGAAGCCACAAGAUCGGGCAGACCUCAUUGCUUAUCUCAAAGAGUCCACAUCCAGCUGAUGUGCAUCUUAAUUUUGUGGCCUUUGAGAGUGCCAUUGGUUGCAGAGUCAGAUUACAAGUUACAAAGAUUCUAUUUUUUCGCAAAUAACACCCGGGGAGGAAGGUCACCCAAGUUAUGAGUUCUUUAUUUUUUUCAAGUAGUUGGAUAGAGAU
Molecule: messenger RNA, 712 nt
Organism: Magnolia sinica
Lineage: Eukaryota; Viridiplantae; Streptophyta; Magnoliopsida; Magnoliales; Magnoliaceae
Product: cytochrome c
Exons: 3
Coding region: 245-559 (104 amino acids)
Biological process (GO): mitochondrial electron transport, ubiquinol to cytochrome c; mitochondrial electron transport, cytochrome c to oxygen
Cellular component (GO): mitochondrial intermembrane space
Molecular function (GO): heme binding; electron transfer activity
Source: RefSeq, a predicted model, not a curated record